AUGGAUUUUGAGAACGUGCUACUCGUGAAAAAUGAGGUGUUCGUCUAUCAGAUUCUUUCAAGACAGUCUAAUCGGGGUUACAGGGCUAAUAACUGGAACCUAGAAACUCCCAUGUGGACUGGAAGACUUCGUGUUAUUGCCAAAGGUAAAGAUCUCGUAAUACGAUUGGAAGAUAAGAAUUCUGGACAGUUAUAUGCUGAAUGCCCAGUAGACUCAUUCCCUGGGAUAUCCGUUGAACCAGUUAUUGACUCAAGUCGAUUUUUUGUUAUUCGAUUAAUGAAUGAUAGUGGGGAAACUAAAUUUGUAGGGAUUGGUUUCGCAGAACGUUCGGAUUCGUUUGACCUCAAUGUAGCAAUUCAAGACCAUUUCAAAUGGUUAAAACAGGAAAAAGAAGCUAAAGAAAUUGAAGAAAACGCAGCCAACCAACCAACUAAAGAUAUGAGUUUCAAAGAAGGGGAAAAAAUAAAAUUAAAUCUGAAUACCCGUCGUACAGGGGAUGAUGCAAAUCCCAAAUCAAAGGUUACACGCUCGCUUAGUUCUGGAUUAUCGGGUGGUCUACUGCCCCCUCCUCCGCCACCGGCUGUUUCUCGAUCUCGUGGUAAUCGCGUUGUAGGAGAUACUACUCCUGUAUCUGGUAACUUAUUUAAUAGUGACUCAUCACAAGCAAACUAUGCAAAUCCUGUGUGCACACCGAAUGUCCCAUCGACUACUUCAAACGUCGAUCUUCUAACUGAUUUCCUCGGGAAUUCUGGGCAGUUCUGA
Messenger RNA from Schistosoma rodhaini, 762 nucleotides. The record is from the annotation of a GenBank genome assembly. Lineage: Eukaryota; Metazoa; Platyhelminthes; Trematoda; Strigeidida; Schistosomatidae.